ACGUCUACCGUCAACACGUUUACGUUCAAACGUUAACGUUCAAGCUCAAGCCUCGACAUCAACGACCACCGUUCUGACCGUGUAUUGCAUGUCGCUCGAGCUUAGCUCACCUUAAUCUAUAGCGGCGGAGAAAGACAUAUAGAUCAACGGCGCUCAAGACCGUGUGGAGUAUGUCUGCUCUUUUCAAUUUUCAAUCCCUCCUACUCGUCAUUCUUCUUACUAUCUGCACUUGCACGUAUGUGCGCGCCGUUGCACCACGACUAAUAGACAGGAACAAGGAAGGGUUUUUAGGUCUAUUCUGGAUGUCAGCACGUAUCGGAGAACGUUUGUCACCUUACGUUGCACUCGCAUGUAUUGCCAUGGCUAUUACUAUUCUGGUUCAAUAAACACGUAUACCGGGGAAGCCAGUGGGAUUUCGAUUCUGAGCCUCGGCCUCGACAGUGACAAUCCCAUGAUCACAUUCGAGAUGGGUGCAAGGAUGAGUCAACUGGAAAUAAUGGUUCCGUAUGAUGCUCGGUUAAAUGAUAACUUAGCAGGCGGUUCUUAUGGUCCUUGUGAACCUUGGUAGUACAUACGGAUGUUUGCUGCAAAGGCGGAGUGGACAGCAAUACAGCCACAGGAGGGACGUUAUGCAACGUGGCGGGAGAACGGAUGAAGACAACGUCGAGGUAGUACUAGCGACUCGGUCAAGGUAGCGAUUGUCGAGAUACGGGGCUCGA
Molecule: messenger RNA, 719 nt
Organism: Somion occarium
Lineage: Eukaryota; Fungi; Basidiomycota; Agaricomycetes; Polyporales; Cerrenaceae
Source: the annotation of a GenBank genome assembly